CCCCUUUUCCUUCCUUCUUAAACCCUGGCCUACCCCCAAAUAUUCCCUGUAAAAAUUAAAUAAAAAAAAUUAAAAACCCCCCAAAAGUUCCUCCAUUAAAAUGAAAAUAAACCUCCAAAAAUCACACUAAAUUUACCCAAUAAUAAUAUCGAAAUGCCAUUUUUAUCAAUAAUUUUCUUUCAACAAUCUUAUCUUCUUCGUCCUUCAUCUUCUUCCCCCAAACCCCGCAAUUCAUAGUAGACCUAACCCUAACCCUAAUUUUUUCUCUCUAUCCUCCCAUUAUAAUCCAUGGAUCCUCCUCCCCCACGCCGCGGCGCCCGCGCUGUGAUCGACCCAAAAGUCCGGCAAGUCGGGUUCUUCGCACCCGACAGAAGCCGGUCGGAUUCGUUCUCUUCUUCGUCGUCUUCUUCUCCGGUCGGAGAAAUUUCACCUGCUGGCAACUCUCUCUCUCCUGUGAUGAUUCCGCCACCUCGACAUUCUUCCGACACGCAUAUUCUUCUCUCUUCUUCUCGUCCUGUGGGGCCCCAUUAUCCUCCGGUGCCGUCUUCGCCGCUUCGUCGUCCUUCCACUGAGGUUGGUACUUCUCAUCUUGUUGUUGGGAGUUAUAAUCCAUCGGAUGUUUUUCCUUCGGAGUCGGAGAAUUCGGAAGAUGUGAUGGUUUCUCCGUCGGGUGGCGGUAAGGGCAGGAAGAGUGGCAGUAAGUUUGCUUCUUCGAUGCCGAGUGGCGGUGGUGGUGGGUUUGAUUUGAUGGCUGGUAAGGUGGGGAGAAAUGGGGGAGUUGGAGUGAAUAGUGGUAGCUUGAUAUCAGCGGCAGUGGUUAAUUUGGUAUCUGCGCAUUCAGAAAAAGUUGGAGAUGCAUCAGCAGAUGCUCAAAGUGAACAUGGAAAUUUGAAGACAUCAAAGGAAAAAAUGUCAAAAGCAGAAAGACGUGCACUUCAAGAAGCUCAAAGGGCUGCAAAAGCUGCUGCGAAAGCUUCUGGAGCAGGGACUUCUGGGAGUUCUAAGCAGGUGAAAGCUGUUAAGGGGUCUGUUCAGAAUAAAGACAAUGCUUCUGUUGCGGCAUCUGAGAAGAAAGGUGGUGACCGUCAGUUAGAGAAGGAGAGAAAGAAAGAUGUCCCUCAUCCGCGCAUGCAGUUUGAUGAUAAGACACGGGUGGAGAAAGCGAAAAAGCGAGCAGUUGUGACGCAAAUUGAAGCCAAAAACAGGGUAGAACUUUUUAGGCACCUGCCUCAAUAUGAGCAUGGAACACAGCUUCCUGAUCUGGAGUCGAAGUUUUUCCAACUAGAACCAAUGCAUCCAGCCGUUUACAAGGUUGGACUGCGAUAUUUAACAGGAGAUGUUUCUGGUGGAAAUGCCCGUUGCAUUGCAAUGCUUCAAGCAUUUCAAGAGGCAAUAAAUGACUACAAGACGCCACUUGAGAAAGCUCUGAUUAGAGACCUUACUGCAAGAAUUGGUAGUUAUGUUUCAUUUCUGAUAGAGUGCAGGCCUCUUUCAAUAAGUAUGGGAAAUGCUAUUAGAUUCUUAAAGAACCGAAUCGCCAAGUUGCCUUUGAAUUUGUCGGAGUCCGAAGCAAAAGCCUCUCUGCAAUCAGAUAUUAAUCAAUUUAUUAGUGAGAAGAUACUGAUUGCUGACAAAGUGAUAGUCAAACAUGCUGUUACCAAAAUUAGAGAUGGGGAUGUCCUCCUCACUUAUGGAUCAUCCUCCGCUGUGGAAUUGAUACUGCUACAUGCGCAUGAGAUGGGGAAACAAUUUCGCGUAGUCAUAGUGGAUUCCCGUCCAAAGCUCGAGGGUCAACUUUUGCUUCGCAGAUUGGUAGCUAGGGGUCUGAACUGUACAUACACACAUAUAAAUGCUGUAUCGUAUACUAUGCAUGAAGUCACUCGAGUUUUCUUGGGGGCUGCUUCAGUUUUGUCUAAUGGAACUGUUUACUCAAGGGUUGGGACUGCUUGUGUAGCUAUGGUGGCUCAUGCCUUCCAUGUUCCGGUAUUGGUUUGUUGUGAGGCAUAUAAGUUUCAUGAAAGGGUUCAACUCGAUUCAAUAUGUUUCAAUGAACUUGGUGACCCUGAUGCAAUUUUAAAAGUUCCUGGUAGAAGGGAAAUCAAUUACUUGAAUGAUUGGACAAAUAGUGAGAAUCUGCAACUUUUGAAUUUGAUGUACGAUACAACUCCUUCAGAUUAUAUUUCUAUGAUUAUUACAGACUAUGGCAUGAUUCCACCGACAAGCGUGCCAGUCAUUGUGCGGGAAUUUCGGAGAGAACACUUGUGGAGCUAGGCAAGAGGACAGUAAUAACCACAUCACAAUUUUGUCUCAACCGGUGAAGAUUGUGGUUGUCAAAUGAAAGAAACAUGGCAAUAAAGCUUGAAUAUUCUAGUCUCUUCACACCAUGUUCUUAAUUUUGGAAUAAUGUUUUUUUGUAUCCAAUUUUACCCAUGUUUAGAUAUUUUUUUUGGUCUCAACCUGACUCUGUGUAGAGUGCGAAUUGUCGCCUCUCCGGGCAGUUAUAGUGAUGAAAUUACUGGCCCAUGUUUGUAGUGAAUCCAUUUUUCCCCUCUCCCCUUAUGGGGUUCAAAAUGUACUUGGGAGUUAGUUAGAAGCGGAGAGAUCUUAGCUGAAUUUUCAAAGUAAUCGAUUAUGUAUAUUUUCAUGUUGUUCA
This is a messenger RNA of Spinacia oleracea (spinach), 2653 nucleotides long. RefSeq lists its product as uncharacterized. Bases 289 to 2271 code for a protein of 660 amino acids. The record is from RefSeq and is a predicted model, not a curated record. The transcript is spliced from 7 exons. NCBI's taxonomy places the organism in Eukaryota, Viridiplantae, Streptophyta, Magnoliopsida, Caryophyllales, Amaranthaceae.